Messenger RNA from Aspergillus nomiae NRRL 13137, 4498 nucleotides. Its product is annotated as ABC a-pheromone efflux pump AtrD. Gene Ontology annotation, cellular component: membrane. The record is from RefSeq and is a predicted model, not a curated record. Gene Ontology annotation, biological process: transmembrane transport. Gene Ontology annotation, molecular function: ATP binding; ABC-type oligopeptide transporter activity; ATP hydrolysis activity. Bases 104 to 4498 code for a protein of 1464 amino acids. The transcript is spliced from 11 exons. NCBI's taxonomy places the organism in Eukaryota, Fungi, Ascomycota, Eurotiomycetes, Eurotiales, Aspergillaceae.
GAAACUACACGAAACAUCGUUGGUACACGAAAAGUCAUUCGACUUUGCUUUCAUCUCUAUUUAUUUUCUUUCCAUUUGAUUAUUCCGAUCACACUCGCCCAACAUGUCGAAGAAAUUUGAUCCCGAGACGGCCGAGAACUUCGAGGAUAUGGAGAAGCAGUUCGCGGUUAAGGCCGUCGAACAUCUGAUGACCUAUUGGUCGAUUCUCGAGAAGGUCCCAGGCUCGCAGCUUCGGUUGACAAGGAUGGAUAACGAGAUCUACGAGAGCUUCAUGAAAGAAUUCCCCGACUUCGACCCUGCCGCGACCAUCAACGAGGACGAAAUGAAGAGCAAGGCGGGCAAGGAGAAGUGGCGCAACUGGAUGAAGCAGUACGAGAAAACGGUGGACGACUACAACUUCGGCACUAUGCUGCGCUCGAACCCUAAGUCUGAAUACGACCAGGAAACUACAAUCUUUGCCGUGCGCAUGCAGUUCUAUGCCGUUGAAAUCGCCAGAAACCGUGCCGGUCUUAAUGACUGGAUCUAUGAGCGGGCCCAGAAGGCAAAGUCCAGCUCUGUACAUACAUUACAUGCGGUUGUGGAUGUCGGUAGCCAUGGAAUAUUAACCUACAUCAUGACAGGUAUCCUGAUCCAGUUCAAACGCUGCUUGGGGUGGAAGCCGAGUUGGCUGUCGCUCUUCAGCUUCACCACUAAAAAACACAUUCCAACUCUUUGCUUUGCCAUUCUUUUCGCAUCAUUAGCCAGUGCUAGCUCUCCAGUUUUUGCUACACUCCUUGGGGAGGCAUUCAACUCUUUAGCGUUGUUUGGUAGUGAUCAAAUAUCUGCCCAGGAACUAAUUCAAAAGACAAAAACAAGCUGUAUCAAGCUGGCAUGCUUAGGCGUCUAUAGUUGGGUUUGCAGCAGCAUCUAUUUCAUUCUUUUUGUGGUAUUCGGAGAACUGCAAGUCGCCAAUGCACGCAGAACCCUCUUCAAUGGGCUUUUGCAGAAAGAUCAGGAGUGGUUCGAAACACAACCAGAUGGAGCCCGAACAUUCUUAUCUUGUCUUCAAGCCCAAAUCUAUGAGUUACAGAAAUCGACGUCCCAGCCUUUGGGAUUGCUAUUGCAGUAUAGCUUCCGAGCCAUUGGCUCGCUGGCUCUGGCGUUCUACACUUCCUGGAACCUUUCUCUGGUCACGCUAGCAGGGAUCCCGGUUUUCUCUGCCAUGGCUUCGUUUAUCUCUUCCAAGAUGAAGUUAAAUAUUGAUGCACAGCAGGCUGCGUUGGCAGGCGCUUCAAAGGUUGUCAACAGCACCACCACUUCGAUUGAUACUGUCAAGUGCCUGAACGGGGAAGCCUUCGAGCUUCGCAAUUUCUCGAGCAGGAUUGACGAGGCUGCGUCGCAGUUUCUUAAGCAGGCGCGGUUGAAUUCCAUUCAGAUAGCGCUCAUUCGAUUGAUGACGUAUGGUAUGUUUGUUCAGGGUUUCUGGUACGGCAGCUCUUUGGCAUCGUCUGGACGGCUCUCACCCGGUGACGUUCUGAGGACAUUCUGGGCUUGUCUCACCGCGGCACAGUCUAUCGAAUUUAUCAUGACUCAAGUAAUUGUCUUGAAUAAAGGUGCGGUUGCAGCUUCCGCAUUGAAAAAGACGUUGAAUCAGCAGACCAAGGAUGGCUGCCCGAAGGAAAUGGAAGGAGCAGUAUAUCCCCGUCAUUGCGAUGGUGAUAUUGAAGUGAGCGAUCUGUCUUUCGCAUACUCGUCUCAGCCCGAGAGGCUCAGCUUGAACUCGGCAAGUUUCUUCUUCCCAGCGGGGGAGACAACUUUCGUCAUCGGAAAGAGUGGAUCUGGGAAAAGUACCCUGGGGCAACUACUCACUCGAAUAUACUCGCCAACCUCCGGUGAAAUUCUCAUAGACGGCACACCCAUACAAACUUUGAGCAAGAACUGGAUCCGGAAUAAUGUCACCCUGGUAGAACAACGGAGCAUUCUCUUCAACGAAUCGAUCUUCAUGAACAUUGCAUUUGGGCGACACGACUAUGAUCAGAUCCGAAAAGAAGACGUUCAGGAAUGCAUUGAUCUGGCGAUGCUACAAAGCGUAAUCGCCCACAUGCCCAACGGUAUUGACACGUGUGUGGGUUAUGGCGGUAGUUUUCUAAGUGGCGGCCAGAGACAAAGGGUUGCAAUCGCCAGGGCUAGGUUAAGAGAUACACCAGUCUUGAUUUUAGAUGAGCCUACAAGCGCUCUAGACGGGGCGAAUCGUCAUGAAGUGAUCCGAGCAAUUCGAGAGUGGCGUAAAGGAAAAACAACCAUCAUCAUAACGCACGACAUGUCGCACAUCUUGGACAGAGAUUUUGUGUAUGUCCUGGACCAAGGCUCAGUUGUACAAGCUGGGUAUAGAUAUGAACUUGAGAAAGUCCUAGGAAAUGAGGAUUUCUUUCCUUCCAAUGAGGGAAGCAACCUAUUGGAUGGCUCUGAUGGCGACAGAAUUCACAGCAUACUCUCAGAGACCACCCUGGUUAAUUCGGCUGACAUGCCGGUUGAUAAAAACCGACGUAUAUCCUCCGUGCUUAUGGGCCUAAGGCCCGAGUCCUUUCACAAUGAAAAGCUCCAAACAAGAUCCCGGCUUUCAAUCGUGCCCACACCUCAAGAAACCUUGCAAGAUGGAGUGCAGCUGGUCGAAUUUGAUCCUGAACGGGAGGGAGCAAAGACUAGGCCAACUCACUCUCACAAAUUACCAAACAAAAGAAAGGACCGACGACAAAUGAAGUCUCUAUUCCACAUAAUGCUUACGAUCGUACCUAAUCUUACUAUCGGGCAACGUGUUCUUUUACUCCUUGGGGUUCUGUUUACUCUUUGCCACUCCAGCACCACCCCGAUAUUCGCCUACUUCUUAUCGAAACUACAAGUAACGUUUUUUAACAAGGCGAGUGCGCUGAAAUGGGCCCUGGCUGUUUUGGGGGUCUCGAUAUCUGACGGAAUGGUGUCGUUCUUCAUGCAUUAUCUCCUCAAUCUUUGUAGCCAAGAUUGGGUGGAUUGCCUCCGAAAAAGAGCCUUACGCCGAGUUCUCGACCAGCCCAAGCGAUGGUUCGAAGAGGAGGGAAACAGUCCAUCACAUCUGACCGCUUGCCUUGCCCGAGAUGGCGAAGAAAUGCGAGAGAUACUUAGCCGCUUCGGUGGUUACGCUUUGGUUGCAGCUUCAAUCGCCGUGAUAGCGACCUCAUGGAGCUUGGCUGUUUGCUGGAAGCUGACUCUGGUUGCGCUUUCCAUUGGGCCUGUGGUAUACGCAAUCACAAGAGGUUUUGAACGGACCAGCGGACUGUGGGAUAGACGCUGUAACGAGGCCAGGGGUGCAGCGUCGGAGGUAUUCGUUGAGACGUUCUCGGAGAUACGCACAGUACGUACCCUGACACUAGAGCCGUUCUUCCAGGGCAAACAUACGAAAGCCUUGUUAAAAUGCCUCACAACGGGGUUACGGAAGGCAGGCUACACAGGGUUUCUCUUUGGACUGGUCGAGUCUACUAUCGUCUUCGUGAGCGCACUGAUCAUCUACUACGGAGGACUUCUGGUGUCGGUUCUAGAAUACACCGUAGAGGAUAUCAUGACAGUCCUCUCGAUGCUGUUAUUCAGCAUUGGAUACGCAAGUGUAGUACUUUCUUGGAUCCCACAAAUCAGUGCAUCGCGCGAGAGGGGGUCUAGGCUCUUGCAGCUUGCGAAUCUUGCCGCGGGGGCCUCGCAUGAGCACCUGGGAUGCUUGCGUGUCGCAACGCCAACACCGAUAAAGAUCACCAGGUUGAGUUUCCAGUACCCGUCUCGUCCGAAUGCAUCUGUCUUGAAAGAUGUUUCCUUCACUAUCCCCGGCAACUCAUGUACAGCAGUCGUGGGACGCUCUGGGUCAGGAAAGUCGACCAUAGCCUCGCUGCUACUAGCCCUGUACGAAACGCCUGCUUCGGAUAGUACACCAGCCAUUUCACUUGGAGGCGUUGAUAUACGCAAGUUACAUGCGCCAACCCUUCGCUCCGUUGUGGCGAUCGUCUCACAGCAACCUACGAUAUUCCCGGGCACCAUCGAAGCUAAUAUUAACUAUGGGCUGGAAGGACCCCUUCGGGAUCCGCGCAACGUCCGCGAUGCAGCAAAGGCAGCGGGGAUUGAUGAGUUCGUAUCAUCCCUCCCGCAAGGCUACUCUACCGUUAUUGGAGAUGGCGGAGUUGGAUUAUCCGGCGGGCAAGCGCAGCGAGUGGUGAUUGCGCGGGCACUUGUCCGUCGACCCCAGAUUUUAAUUUUAGAUGAAGCUACAUCGGCCCUUGAUCCGGCCAGCGCUGAAAUCAUCCGACAUACUGUGCAGAGGCUAGUGACAUCGCAGGUAGGGCUGACAGUGGUCAUCAUCACCCACGCAAAGGGCCUCAUGGAGAUCGCAGAUAAUGUGGUUGUUCUGGAGCAUGGGCGUGUUGUUGAGAGCGGGCCAUACAAAACGCUGGCAAAACGGCCUCAUCUGCAAGCAUUGAUAAACGAUCAACAUAGGACAUAG